UGUGUUCCUGAUAGGCCUUGGUGUAACAAAGGUCAGUUAAGAUGCUGCUUUACGUAGCAUCUAUAUACUUAUUAGUUUGUAUCAACAUUGUUUUAGGAGGAAGACUUCAAGUGCAAGGAACCCACUUCGUAAAAGAUGGACAGCGAGUCUUCCUGUCUGGAGUAAACCAGGCAUGGAUAAAUUUCGGGUAUGACUUCGGAGAUAAUCACUAUGCGCAGCAGAGAUCUAAGUUUGAGAAUUACUUAAAAAUGGUGCACGAUAACGGUGGUAAUUCCAUGAGGGUCUGGGUACACAUUGAGGGCCAAACUACCCCGGUAUUCGACCACCAGGGAUAUGUUGUAGGCUUGGACAAAACUGGCACAUUUAUAUCCGAGUUUAAGGAAUAUCUUAAAGCAGCUCAUAAAUUCAACAUACUCAUCUUCGCUUGUUUAUGGAAUGGUGCCUUAUUUGAACAUGGUGAAGCCUUAGGUGGACUUAUUCGGGACACACGGAAACUCCAUAGUUACAUUGACAAGGCCUUAAUACCAUGGGUGAAGGCAGUUAAGGAUGAACCCGCUAUGGGAGGUUGGGAUAUCAUGAAUGAGUUUGAAGGUGAAAUUAUAGCUAACCAACAUAACUCAGAACGUUGUUUUGACACCGUAUUCAUGCACGGAUCGGGAUCUGGCUGGGCAGGGGCAAAAUAUUAUGUUCAGGAACUUCAGAGAUUUGUCAACUGGCAAACAGAUGCAAUCCGAAGAACUGAUCCAGACGCUCUAGUAACAGUAGGUUCGUGGACAGCGCGCACUAGCUCGGACAAGCUUGGACUACACAACCUCUGGAGUGAUGACUGUCUCCGUAAGGCUGGUGGUAAACCCUUGGGCGUUCUUACAUUUUUUACGACACACGCGUAUUCAUCGCACGACAAAUACGCUGAUUAUGCACCAUUCAACCACAAAGCCGCAGAAUACGGCUUGAAUAAGCCGUUUGUUAUUGGAGAAUUUAACCAAGUCAGUGGUGGGGGUAAGGACAUAACGGCGCUGUUUGAUUAUGCGUAUAAUAACGGCUACGCUGGGGCCUGGUCUUGGCAUUUACUGGGAACAGGUAGCAACUCCGAUAACGCGGCUACACAGUUACGAGGUCUCCGAUUUAUGAGGUACAAAAAUGACCAAAGUAGAGGCGGAUUGGUAUCCUUUAAAUUGUAAUUGACCAGAAUAAAUGAGGUAUUCCUAGAUUGGAAUUAUUUGUUAUCUGUUGGUGUAUAU
Messenger RNA from Patella vulgata (common limpet), 1241 nucleotides. Its product is annotated as mannan endo-1,4-beta-mannosidase. Gene Ontology annotation, molecular function: hydrolase activity, hydrolyzing O-glycosyl compounds. Bases 42 to 1181 code for a protein of 379 amino acids. Lineage: Eukaryota; Metazoa; Mollusca; Gastropoda; Patellidae. The record is from RefSeq and is a predicted model, not a curated record. The transcript has 2 exons.